Molecule: messenger RNA, 282 nt
Organism: Beauveria bassiana ARSEF 2860
Lineage: Eukaryota; Fungi; Ascomycota; Sordariomycetes; Hypocreales; Cordycipitaceae
Exons: 1
Coding region: 1-282 (93 amino acids)
Source: RefSeq, a predicted model, not a curated record
AUGGUUGAGGAACGUGCGUCAAACCAUGUCGAUCCAACCCGCGAAUGCGAAGCCCCCUCUGCUGCGAGUUGCGGUGACUUUCAGGGUCUCGCGCAAGUGUCGCACAGAAUACUCCAUCAGGCAGCGGAGGAUGGCGAUGGCGAUGACGAUGGCGAUGGCGAUGGCGAUGACGAUGGCGAUGGCGAUGGCGAUGACGAGUUCCAUCCACCCAAGCCAGGUUUCUCUUGGAAGCGGGCGCUCUGGGCCGAUGCCAUAGUGCCGUCGUAUAGCUUCGAGACUUGA